GUUGAGGUAUAGAAGCAGAAGCUGAAACGAGCCCUCUCAUUGGCCUAAAUUUCCCCCCUGCGUCCACAUCCCGGUCAGAUUGGGCCCGGAGGUCAGUCGGAAGCCUCCGGCUAGUGGCGAGACCGGGACCUUAGUCCGCGUAUUAGGCGCUGCAGGGAGUUGGAAAUGUGCGUCUAGAGAGGGACAGCGGCUCUUGGCACCUGCCUCCACCCACCCACCGAGGUCCUAUCCGCCCGCCUUGGCCCCCACCCGUGCUGCCCUGGGGUAGGAAAAGGAGUCUCAGCUGCAGCUUCUGACCUCCCGGGGCACCUGACUCGGGUGUAGAGCUUAGUCUUCCCCUCUGGAAAGUGGACCAGUGGCUUACAGAGGUGUGUGCCAGGGUGGACCGUGGAGGUCUGCUCAUACGGAAGCUUGUUCUUGUAGAGUCGCUCAAAAGUAGGUCCCCAAGGUUCAGAGGCGCGCGGUAUGGGUACCGAGAAUGAAAGCCCAGAACCGGACUGCCAGAAACAGUUCCAGGCCGCAGUCAGUGUCAUUCAGAACCUGCCUAAGAAUGGCUCUUACCGCCCCUCCUACGAAGAGAUGCUGAGAUUCUAUAGCUACUACAAGCAAGCUACCAUGGGGCCCUGCCUCGUCCCCCGGCCUGGGUUCUGGGACCCAAUAGGACGAUAUAAGUGGGAUGCCUGGAACAGCCUGGGCAAGAUGAGCAGGGAGGAGGCCAUGUCUGCCUACAUCACUGAGAUGAAGCUGGUGGCACAGAAGGUGAUCGACACAGUGCCCCUGGGCGAGGUGGCAGAGGACAUGUUUGCUUACUUCGAGCCCCUGUACCAGGUGAUCCCUGAUAUGCCGAGGCCCCCGGAAACCUUCCUGAGAAGGGUCACAGCAGGUUGGAAAGAGCAGGCACUGAAUGGAGAUGCCAGGGCUGCCCCAGAGCUUCCCUGCCCCCCCAGGGAACCAGCACUCCCAAAUCCAGCCCCCGUCUUGUCACCAGUGUCACCUAUCCCCUCCCCAGAGUCCCAGCCACCUAGGGACCUGGACUCCGAGGUUUUCUGUGAUUCCCUGGAGCAGCUGGAACCUGAGCUGCAGGUCUGGACAGAGCAGAAGGGAGCCCCUGGAGGAGAGCCUGACACCAGAAACAGCUCCCCGCUCCCCGCAGAGAAAGAGGGCAGCCCGCUGGGGCCCCAGGAAUUGGACACGUGGCUGGUGGGGACAGUUCGGGCGCUGCAGGAGAGCAUGCGGGAUGUCCAGGGUAGACUGCAGAACCUGGAGAGCCUGCCCAGCGUCGUCGAGCAGGCCUGAAAACGCUUCAUCGUUCAGAGAAAGCCAAGAAGACACCUCCCCCACGCAUCCUGUCCAUAAUUCCCAAGUCCUGAGCAGCUUGGCUCAAAAGAUCCUACGAGGAUUUUCUUCACUUGCCAUUUUGGCUCACUGUGGUUUAAUGGUUUCUCUACACUGUCCAUGAGCAGCAGAGAUGACAUUUCAUUCAUCAUAGUUUCUCCUAACAAGUGUUUGCUAAAUGAAGAAAUGAGGGCCUUAGACUGAAGCUGUUGGAAAUGGAAAUGGAACAUGGGGGUCACAGAGACCUUCGUUCUAGCAAGAAGUGCCCCUUAGUUGUCAUGUAACCUUGGACGAGUCACUUCAUUUCUCUGAGUCCUAGAGACUUCUUACCUCUAAAACGGAGACAAUCAUCCCUACCCUAACUCAUUGGUCUGUGGUGGGGUCAAGUGGUUCUGUGUGCAAAAACAAUGUUAUAUGUCGAACGUAAGACACUGCUAUUAAGGAAGAAAUAAUAAGAAUAGGUCACUGGGUGUGUGUCAAGAGGGAGAUGCUGUGAUUACGCUGACAUUUUAGGCCUAAACGAUUAGAGCGGCGAGUUUGGGCUACUCCAGGGCCCUGUCCUCUGGGCCGGAGCCUGGAAUCUGGAGAAUUUUCUCGAGACUGUGUCACCCUGCCUCCCCCAUGAAUCUACCCCAGUCCUGGGCCAGAAUCCCCCUGUCCCCAUUUCCGGGCAAGACCUCCUCCUUGGGGAAGACUCCGGCUCUGUUUCCUCCCAGUGCUGCCCAGCGCCCACUGAUGAGGAAGGGCCUCUGUGGAUGGUACCCCUUCUCUCUCGGGUAGCCAGGGUUGAUUAUUUAAACUCAGGAUUAAUUUUGAGCUCUAUCCCUCCCCCGCAAUCGAGGUCCACCAACUGGCCCGACUGCCUUGUCAGGCCUCAGGAAAUGUUCCCGGUCGGCUCGGCUCGGAAGUGAAGAGAUCAAGUCGGCCCCAGGAGGCCAUUUUUGUUUGACAGAAGCCAAGGUUGAGGCCCGGGGGCUAGGCCUUCCCGCCCCGGGAUCUCCCCGGAGCCUUGGAUGCACUCCCCGCGCUUCCCGGAUCCCCGCCCAGAAGAGAGGCUCGGUCACGGCCCACCAUUUUGCAUUGGUCCUGGACGGCGGGGGCCCCGAAAGACCAGACCAGGACUGGGACUCGGCCACUUUCGCCAAACGUCCCAAAACCAGUCCCAGGGUGGAAGUCACCCGGGACUCGAACCUGCCUUCUCAUCCUCCGAGGCCUAGUCCGAGGUUGCUGCACUAAUGCAGUCACACUGUCCCUUUAAGACGGCACUUUUUAUUCUUCAUUUGUUUACUUCUUCAUACGCUUUUCGUUUUUUUUACAAUGUGCUCACAGUAUCCUUCCGCAAAUGUCAGUCCCAGGCACUAACCACACGCACCUUGAAGCCAUUCCUGUAAUCUUAAGAAUCAAGAGUUAUUAGUUGUAGGCCAAUAUCUCUCUUUAUAGAAUUUAAUCCUCUUUUACACUUUAGGGACUACUUUUUAGGAAUAUACCAUUUUUGCUUUAACUAACAAAUGUUUAUGACCUUCAGAACCCUUCCGCUGAGGACAGAAUAUGAUAAUAGCCUCUAAAACUCACCUUUUCAUAAAAAUAUUCUGUGUAGGCCCUCAGAGGCUAUCGAAUCUUCUCGUAUUCCUGAAGCAGAAUGGUAUGGUCCAAAGCCCGCCCCAUCUUCUCUGUGAUUGGCUUUCCUUCUUUGGCGAGACUUGUGACUCCUGACCAAUGGUCACUCACGUUUCUCUAGCGAGGCAUGUGCGAUAGAAGGAGGCGGCCUGGAAAUCGCCCCCUACGCGUUCUGGGAUUGGCUACGUCGCACGGCGCGCGAGGACGGCGGGCCUGAAGGAUGAGAACUACGACUCCCAGCUUCCUGAGAUGGGGACUCCGUUACGCAUGCGCAUGGGAGGGGCGGCCAGGCUUCUAUAUAAAAGGGGCGCAGAGGGCUGGGAGGCAGCAGUUGGAAGUUGGCAGGUGGAGAGGCAGGUUGGGAGGGGGAGUCGGGGGAGGAGGCGGAAGAGUUGCUGUCGGAAGGGGGAGGAGGGAGGGAGGAAAAGAGGAGGAGGCGGUGGAGAUCUGAGCUGAACCGAGCAUCGAGCCAAAGGGGAGAUGAGUUUGUCUGUCCUCGGCUGAGGCUCCGGCCGGGCCUAGGGAACUGGGAGCUCGGGUUGGAGCGACACCCGUGGAAGUGGGAGGAGGUGGCUCUGGGACUUUAACCCCUUGUGGGCUCUGCGGCAGGGGAUUUAACCCUUUGUGGAUUCGGCCCCUCGGAGGCAGCGUCAUCGGGUAGUUUUAACCCCUUCGGGGCUGGGUUUAACCCGUUGGACUUAACCUCAUCUCCUUGGCCACCAACUCCUCGAUCGUGGGGGCGCUCUGCGGGGAGGUUUGAGGUCCACCCCCUUUGCACAUUACGUACUGUUACUGCUGCUGCACCCCCCCGGACCCGCUUAGCUGGUCGCGUUGUGGGCACUUAACCCUUUAUUGACUUGAGCUCUCCCAAGUUGCAAUUGGAGUUUGUUGACAGAAGGACUGGCUAAAGGCGUCACUGCAGGAAUUACAGACCGAAGAGGACUCUGCUGGACGUUUUUU
This is a messenger RNA of Felis catus (domestic cat), 3912 nucleotides long. It is a transcript of the gene ACBD4, whose product is annotated as acyl-CoA binding domain containing 4. Bases 466 to 1296 code for a protein of 276 amino acids. NCBI's taxonomy places the organism in Eukaryota, Metazoa, Chordata, Mammalia, Carnivora, Felidae. Gene Ontology annotation, biological process: fatty acid metabolic process. The transcript has 10 exons. Gene Ontology annotation, molecular function: fatty-acyl-CoA binding. The record is from RefSeq and is a predicted model, not a curated record.